AUGAAAUUGAAAGUAGCCGUAAGUGGGUUUCUAGUCAUUACACUUGCUCUGACGUCGUCGCCGUCGAGCGUCGGUGCCAGUGCCAAUGAAGUGGAUCCGAAGGAUUCGCUGCCGGUGCAGCGGAUACCGAGUGCUCCCGAACGGACGAAACGGUUGAUCGUUGAUAGUGAGAAUAGCAGCAGCAACAACAACAACAACAACAACAACCACAGUGAGAGUGAUUUCGAUGAAGUUGAGAGAACGAACGGUGCUAGCGGUGGCGGCGGUGCGUUUAGUAGAAUCGAUCGUGCACUGCUGAGCGCCUUGAAGGAUGCGAUCGGUACUUUGAAUGGAACGGCCUGCCGGCGGGAUCUGAACCGUACGCUGGAUGCCGUCCGACGGGGGAAGGCUUGGGCCAUAGCAAUGCUGGACUCAUCGGCUAAAUCCACGUUCGGCAUCGAGUAUGGCAACGUGUAUCAAUUCGGUCACUUCGAUCAGUGCAUGGGCAUCAACCGGAACCGGUUCAAGUCGAACGGCGGCAACAACGACGACAAUGGCUCCGGUGGCAUACUUUCGCAGUACUGUCUGGCCGACGUACACGCCGAAGGAUACCGGCUGCGGACGGUGGUGUCGCGCAAACCGACGCCCAACAACUACACCCUGGUUCACUGGGGUUGGUGCUUUCCCGCGACCUGUUCGGAGGCGGAAAUCGAACAGCUGUUGCGUCAAACCACCGGCUACCGGGAGGUCGCGAUUUCGCCGAAGAGCUGCCACCGACGGGAGUCGGUGGUGAUAUCGACGGCUGACAUGGCGUUCGUUUCGGUUAUUCUUCUCUUCGUACUGAUGGUGCUCGGCAGUACGGUGUACCACUGGAAGUCCAGCUGUCUGUGUCGUGGCGCGGACAAGGAAACCAUUUGCGGACAGGUACUGAAGUCGUUUUCGGUGGUGGAGAAUCUAAGGAAACUCGUUCAGGACAGUAAGGACGAUCAUGGGUUGGGUUGUAUCAACGGAAUUAAGGCCCUCUCGAUGGUGUUCAUUUUGGGUGGACAUUCGCUGUUGUUCUUCGUAGGCGGAGCGAUGUAUAAUCCGGGAUUUUUCGGAGAGCAAGCAAAACUCCUCCGCAAUGCGUUCCUGUUGAACUCCCCGCUUCUGGUGGACACCUUCCUGCUGCUGAGUGGAUUCCUAUUCGCCCGGUUGCUGCUAAUCGAGCUGGAUAAACGUCGAGGAAAAGUCAAUUUCCUACUGCUCUACAUCUUCCGCUACAUUCGCCUAACACCAGCCUACGCGGCCAUUAUCGCCCUGUACGCCACCUGGCUGCCCCGGCUCGGCAGUGGUCCCCUGUGGGACCGACGAAUGGAGCUGGAGCAAACGCGCUGUCAGGCUAGCUGGUGGCGGAAUCUGCUCUACGUCAACAACUACGUCGGCACCGAGCAGCUGUGUAUGUUCCAAUCCUGGUACCUGGCGGCGGACACGCAGCUCUUCAUACUGGCACCGUUGCUACUGUAUCCGAUGUGGCGACUGCGUCGCCAGGCCGCCCUAACCCUGGUCGGAACGGUGGCCCUGCUUUCCGUUGUAAUUCCCUUCUGCGUUACCUACUUUGGCCAGCUGGAUCCGUCGCUGAUGUACUACACAGAUGAACUGGUCGACGUCCAAACAAACGCCUACUACGUGAAUGCUUAUGUCAAAACUCAUAUGCGGGCGACGGCCUACAUUUUCGGAAUAAUUGCCGGCUAUCUUGUCCACCUGAUGCAGGAGAAAAACAUCACAAUUGGCCGGUACAAGGUGGCACUGCUGUGGCUGGGAUCAUCCGCAAUCGGAACGGCAUCGAUGUUCGGUGUGUCGAUUUUCUACAAUGCCACCGGAACGGAGAACUAUCUGUACAAUGCCCUGUAUGCGGCACUGCACCGCUUCGGAUGGAGUCUUUCGAACGGCUGGCUUGUGCUGGCCUGUGUGACCGGCCACGCGGGGCCGCUGAAAAAGUUCCUUUCCUCGCCGGUACUGGUUCCGAUCAGUCGGCUAACCUACUGUGCCUAUCUUACCAAUGGGCUGGUGGAGCUGUACAUCAGUGCUUCCCAGCGGACAGCGCGGCAUUCGAGCGUCGUUGGAUUGACGGCAGUCACCCUAUCGCACGUGAUUCUCACCUUCCUGGCGGCACUCGGGCUGUGUUUGAUGUUCGAAUCACCGAUCCACGGGAUCGAGAAAAUCCUGCUCCGCAGGAGACGGCGACCGGCCAGCGGAGGCAGUGCGGUGCAGCACCAACACCAUCGGCAUGGCACGGGCUGUACAACCGGCAGCGACAGCAGCACGGGCAACACGCACAGCACUUCGGACGAUUCCAGCGCUUGA
Messenger RNA from Sabethes cyaneus, 2325 nucleotides. Its product is annotated as nose resistant to fluoxetine protein 6-like. The coding region runs from base 1 to 2325 and encodes 774 amino acids. The record is from RefSeq and is a predicted model, not a curated record. Lineage: Eukaryota; Metazoa; Arthropoda; Insecta; Diptera; Culicidae. Gene Ontology annotation, molecular function: acyltransferase activity, transferring groups other than amino-acyl groups. The transcript is spliced from 7 exons.